AUGAUGAUCAUCAUGAUCCACCACAACCUUUUGGACCAAGCUCUCAACGGAUCCAAGAGGAAAAAUUGCAAAGAAAGGGCUCGGAAGAAAAAGCUUGUAUUCGAAGAGAAAAAGGAGCUUCUUCAAUUUUUGCUCUCGGGGGCUCCUGACUUGCACAGAGGUCCUCGGGCUCUCAACGGAAGAAAGAAACAACCAUACGGAACCGGAACCGGAACCGGAACCGGAACCAUAAGGAAUAGAAAUCAGAACUAUGCGGUUCUGUUGCGGCCGGUGUCCAGCAACAAGGGUCUUCGUAUUGUGGAGGUAAAUAAUGUGGUUGGGGGCGGAAAUGGAGCUGUGACGACAUUCGUGAGAUAUUUCUCGAGAAAACGAGCACCCAAUCUGCGGAAAAUCAACCCUAAGGUGCCGCAGCAAGAGGCCGCCGUCAUUGCUGAAUCUCUCUAUCACAUCAUCAAGCAGAACGGCCCUCUAUCCGUCUCCAACACUUGGAACCACGCCAAGGAAGCUGGUAUCAAUGGAUUAAAUAGCAAGACACACAUGAAGCUGAUGCUUAAGUGGAUGACGGGUAGAAGCAUGUUGAAGCAAACUUGUAACCAUGUCGGCUCCAGCAAGAAAUUUGUGCUUUCAACUCUGCCUGAAGAGUCUCAAGUCAACCAACCAAAAAAUUCUGUGGAUAUGGUGCUUAAGUGUGAAAAUCCAACACAAAAGGAGUAA
Messenger RNA from Coffea arabica (coffee), 714 nucleotides. NCBI's taxonomy places the organism in Eukaryota, Viridiplantae, Streptophyta, Magnoliopsida, Gentianales, Rubiaceae. The record is from RefSeq and is a predicted model, not a curated record.